Messenger RNA from Salvelinus namaycush (lake trout), 830 nucleotides. It is a transcript of the gene arhgap42b, whose product is annotated as rho GTPase-activating protein 42. Gene Ontology annotation, molecular function: protein binding; GTPase activator activity. The record is from RefSeq and is a predicted model, not a curated record. Lineage: Eukaryota; Metazoa; Chordata; Actinopteri; Salmoniformes; Salmonidae. The transcript is spliced from 4 exons. The coding region runs from base 258 to 533 and encodes 91 amino acids.
CUAUAGUAGUGUAGUAGACAGGACCUGUAGUAGUGUAGUAGUGCACCAUAGGGAAUUGGGAUCCAUUUUGGACUCACCCACUGAGGUCUCUUCCCCAAGGCCGUAGGAGUCUGGCUGGUUCAGUGCAGAGUCUGUCUGCCGUGACGCUGGACCAAAAAGACCAACAGAAGGAUCGUAAAGAGAGUGCAACGUCUACAGACCACCCAGACCUCCCUCCUAAACUAGUCACCCGUCGAAGAUUGGACAGACCGGACAAGAUGGAGUCUUCCAGCAACGGAUACCAGAGACCAGGAUCAGUGGUUGCUGCGAGAGCCAUGCUGUUUGAAAACUGCCCUUCUGCGGCGCAGACCACACCUGUUGGAAGAGACGCGAAGGCCAUGUACUCCUGUGAGGCAGAACACAGCCAUGAGCUCAGCUUCCCACAAGGGGCUUUCUUCUCAAACGUGUAUCCAUCUAUUGAACCUGGCUGGAUCCAAGCAACGUUCCAGGGAAAGACUGGCUUGAUCCCUGAGAACUAUGUGGUUUAUCUCUAACAACAAACUGACUGCGCCGACACCUUAACAACCCAACCUGGAUCAUGUCAUGGUAUCCAUGGUAACGAUCAUCUGUAACGUGAUUGAUAUGAUUGUUGUGAAGGCCAGGUGUCCCUAUUGAUCAGAAAUGUAGAUAUGGGAACGUUGAGUAUAGUUCAUAUGCAGUAGAAGGAGCAGAUGUGUGUUUUAUCACCUGAAUGAUAUACCUACCUAUCUACCUACCUACCUACCUACCUACCUACCUACCUACCUACCUACCUACCUACCUGCCUACCUAACCACCUAUCUACCUACCUA